ACAUUUCUCCACAGUCUGUUCCCUGUUAUUAUUUUUUUUCUGUGAUCCAGCAAAGAGUCAGUGCAGCCAGGGCAGAGACUCUGAGUGGCAUUUGCGUUGCCAAUCAUCGGAGUCGAUGGCAGAAGAACUGGCACACUAGCUUGGAGCUGUUUAUGCGCCAGAGAGAGAGAGAGAGGGGUGAAGAGGCGAGCAUGGACAGCCAGUAGCCAGCCAUCCGCGCAUGGCUAAAGAAUUGCUCGUAGUCGCGUAUCUAACGACUUGCUAGUAAUUGCUGAGAGCAUUAUCCAGUGUAGUGGCGGCUCAUCGCCAGUCAGUGCAUUUGAUUGGUUUAACGCUUUGCUGGUUAGCUGCGGGGCAGCUUAGCGACGUGCGAAGAUGUACGGACGGUCGGUCAGAGUGCUGCAUCAGGAGAACAGGUCCACGGUGGACCAUGUUGGGCCUGGCACUUAUGACAUGCCGGAGAAGAAGAAAAACGAAGGAGCGGCUCCAUUCAGCUCGUUCACGAAGCGCACAACAUUCCUGGACGUGCCAGACCAAACUGUGGUGGCACCCGGCCCGGGUAGAUACAACGCCGACCUCAAGGUUGGAGCGCCGGGUUCCCUCGCUGGCACAUCCUCGCUGGCAAGUCGGACCCAGCGCUUUGAAACCGCAGCCACCACAGCGCCCGGUCCCGGUGCGUACAAUGUACCGGAGAGCAAGAGCAAGCCGUCGCUCAACAGAACGUUUCCACCAGCACCGGGAGCAGUCACAGUCGACGACAAAUCAGAUGCUCAGCGACGACGCGCCCAUCCGGAGAAGCCGCGUAUCAAGUACGUGGCCAGGCCCACCGCGCCUAGCAUCCCGGCUGGAAAGCAAGCACAGGGUUUCGUCGAGUCUGCCAACGGACAGCUGCAGCCGCACAGGUUUCCUGAGGAGGCCCAUGAUCCGACCAUUGGACCAGCGUACUAUCAAAUACCCGAUGAAGAAGCUGAGCCGACAAAGAGGUACAAGGGUGCACAUUUCUCUAAGCGCACGGCACCGAGAUUCCCUAACCAGAAGCCCAGCAAUGCACCACCACCAGGCCACUACAAUGUAGAGCCUCGUAAGCCCAGGCCGCAGACUGCACCACCACCGAAGGAAGAGGAGAGAGCCAUGAAUGUACGUUAUCACGAGCUGUUGGAGAAGCAGGAAGCAAAGCGGGACAUCCCUGGCCCAGGGCAGUACAAUGUGGGCACGGAACUUGGCAAACCAGCUCCAGGAGGCAGUAAUCACGCAGAGCCGGCAAUCACUGUACCGUUCGGAGCACUGAGCACGCGUUUUGUCGGACAGAAACCCCAGUGUCCGCCGGUCGGCACAUAUGAUGACAACCGUACGUCGCUGCAGACAGUCAAACGGGUGACUGGGAUGAAUAAGAACCCGUUUGGACAGAGUACGGCGCGGUUCAAGCACGAGCGACCCAGCAGACUGCCUCCGGCCCCAUCAAAGUACAAUACAGACCACGGCACAUCCAUCGUCGACAACUGCAUCCGCAAUGCACAUGUGGGUCGGAACGGAGCAUUCGGCACCUUGUCAAAGCGUGAAACAAAGCUUGGCGACAGCAAGAAGGCACCGUUACCAGGCCCAGCUCACUAUCAUCCGACACAGAGCGGCACUGACGGUGGCGCAGGCAUCACAGGGGAUGGUGUCCAUGUGACGGCGGUGAGAGUCAGAAAGCCCACGUCGCAGUUCAUCAGCCACACUAAACGCCUGGACGAGCUGAAUCGCAAAGGAAAGGAAGCACCACCUCCGGGAUCGUAUGAGGUUGCUCAGUCAUUUGCAGCCAUGCACACUCAGCAGAGCAAAGCCAAGCCUGUAACCAUGGCAGCGCAGGCCAGGCAAACGUCCUUCCUCGCUGGUCAGAGUCGAUUCUCCGAGGCGGGCAUGGAGAAGAGAACCGGCGACCCCAAGAAUCCAGCGCCGGGUCGUUACGGUACUGAGCAGUACCAGGCAGUCGGCAAGAACACUAAACUGAGUUUGAUGGUGACCAAGACGGAUCGGUUCAAUAACCAAGUGAGCAACACCCCGGGACCGGGAGCUUAUCAGCUUCCUUCGUCAGUGCAGCACACAGUACUGAAGGGAACUCAUAACGCCACACUGAACAAUCCGCUCAUCUCAGCGGACGAUGCCAGCAGCGGCACAGGGAGAGCGGGUCGCAAGGCCGGUGCCAAGGCAGCUAAGUUCAGCGUUGGACCCGUCUGAGGGCGUGGCACGCUUGCGUUUGUUGACCAACUGCGCAUCGGAAUACCCAACUGCCAUCGCUGUCUCAAGUCGACGGAGCUGAGAUUAUCACGGCAAAGUAAUCGCUCAGCAUCACCCAAACCACCUUCCAAAACGUCCGCAAAAGCACAACAGCAGCCGUGGACCAGCAUGCCAAAACAAGCAAUACGGAAAAAGCCGAGAAAAACAGCCCUGAAGCGGUCGAAGCAGCAGCGCUCAGGUCACCGUCGUCAAGUGCAUUUUGAGUUGAGACCCGUGAAGAAACCGUCUUCUACUCCUUCCACUUCCCAGGGUAGCAGGUCAGCGCCACCAGAACGAGCAACGUCUGCACCUGCGCAGUCCAAGUCUUGAAAUGAACACAAUCACGUCCGCUUUGUCUCUCUGAUGUGCAUGCAUUUCACAGGUGAGAGGGCUUGUGCAGUCUGGCUGAGGAAUCAGUUCUACAUGUAGGUGGCUGACAUGCUUACGUAUUUUUACCCUGUGAGUGUCUGUUCGCAAGUGCUUACACGGGAUUCUAUAGGAAACUUCUGUUGCGGCCUUUUCAAGCCCCUAGUAGGUCUAUUUCUGGUAAACGACUAGGUCUCCUAUGACUGGAGACCUUGAUUGAGUAGGUACAUUCACAUGUGGCGACGGAAAAGUUCAAAUUGUCAUGUCAAUUUGAACUUUUCAAGUUGAAGUACGGGGUAUAGUGUCACAUCCGUUUUAUUGUUAAUGACUCAGGAUCCGUUCCUUGCUUUGCACAUGUCUCUUGCUAGGUCUUGAUUCGUAUUCGCUAUUGAUGUCCUGAACUUUCUAUUCGAAUCUCAGCGUAAGAUUGACUGAUUGCCUGGAUGACAAAAUUGAUGUACUGGUCACAUGUGCCUAACGUUAAUCACCAUUAUCUCCAUGGUGACAAUUGUCCCUGGAUCUCCCAGGA
This is a messenger RNA of Sycon ciliatum, 3151 nucleotides long. RefSeq names its product sperm-tail PG-rich repeat-containing protein 2-like. The transcript is spliced from 18 exons. Gene Ontology annotation, molecular function: chromatin binding; histone binding. Gene Ontology annotation, biological process: epigenetic programing of male pronucleus. Bases 376 to 2217 code for a protein of 613 amino acids. NCBI's taxonomy places the organism in Eukaryota, Metazoa, Porifera, Calcarea, Leucosolenida, Sycettidae. The record is from RefSeq and is a predicted model, not a curated record. Gene Ontology annotation, cellular component: female pronucleus; germinal vesicle; male pronucleus.